AUGUCAAAGGGAAACCAAGUCCAUGGGGAAUCAAAGUCUUCAUGUGAAAAGAGUGGAACAGUGCAAGAUUUCCUCUUGUAUCAAGAUAUCAAUGCAUCAGGUACUGUGCAUAAAAACAGAUCUAGAAAGAACUUGCCUUUUUCAUAUGAUAAAACAAUAAUGAAACAAACCAGAGGUUAUUGGGAAGAAAUCACUAGUGCUGAUGACACUACCAUGUGCUCAAUGGAUAAAGUUGAGUGUUGGGACAAAAAACACCAUAAAUAUGUGACAGUAGAAAGACCUGAAAUAGUGAGAAGAUAUAAUCAUGCAAUGGAUGGUGUGGAACUAUUUGAUCAAUUGACAAGCUACUACAGAGUUUUCAUCAGAUCUCGAAAAUGGGCUUUCCAUAUGAUUUUUCAUGCUGUUGACUUUGCCAUCAUGCAAAGUUGA
This is a messenger RNA of Schistocerca cancellata (South American locust), 429 nucleotides long. RefSeq lists its product as uncharacterized. The transcript is spliced from 2 exons. Bases 1 to 429 code for a protein of 142 amino acids. Lineage: Eukaryota; Metazoa; Arthropoda; Insecta; Orthoptera; Acrididae. The record is from RefSeq and is a predicted model, not a curated record.